Saccoglossus kowalevskii is the source of this 3123-nucleotide messenger RNA. RefSeq names its product E3 ubiquitin-protein ligase RNF10-like. Lineage: Eukaryota; Metazoa; Hemichordata; Enteropneusta; Harrimaniidae. The record is from RefSeq and is a predicted model, not a curated record. Gene Ontology annotation, molecular function: metal ion binding; transcription cis-regulatory region binding. Gene Ontology annotation, biological process: positive regulation of transcription by RNA polymerase II.
CAUUUUGUAGGUGGAAAGUUGCGUAAACGUUUCCGGGAAGGAACCCGAUUUACUUUCGGCCAACUUUUUGGCAGUAACAGCCUGUAUUUGGUUUCAGCUUGUGCUUUAAAGCACAAGUGUCGCAUAUUUUUCACUCACUCUUCAGUGCAAGAUUAUUCUAUUUGCACAGAAGCACUUUAUAUUUUUUUGUGAGGUCAUCAUGGAGUUUUGAAUUUUUAUCAUGAAGUCGAAGAAAUCUUGUGUCUCUCCCAAGUCCGGAGCGGCCAGCUGGUCAUCGGUUUUUAUUUUCGUAGCGGAUGUUAGAGGCUACAGGGGAAAUGGAGAAGAAAUACGUCCCUCGCUCAGCGUCUGCAACACCGACCAACAAAGGGUCAAAUGGGGACAGCAAUAAAAAUAAAGAUAGAGGCAACAAUGGUGGCUCUAAGUUUAGUCGAAGAAAAGAAUCACCAGUACCCCGAAGUGAGCCAAGCUCUGCCAGGAGACCUACUCCUCAGAAAACCAAGGCCUUGGAUAAAAGACCACGGAGUAGAAAUGUUUAUGGAGGUAGACGUGAAGAGGUGACAGAGACUCAGAGGGCUGAGUUUGGCUCGGCUCUUUCUUAUGGACCUAAGAAAAUGAAUCUGAAUCAUUUACUGAAUUUUACCUACUCUCCAAGAGAAACCACUACCAAUAGUGGUUCAUGGAAAGUUAGAAAUAAAUGGGGAACCAAGCGUGUGAGAUAUAAUAAAGAACAAUUUCUUCAAGCCAAUUGUCAAUUUAUUGUGAAAUCUAGUGGUGAUUACACUGUUCAUGCAGCUGAUCCGGAUAUUUUGGUCAAUUGGGAACUGAUUGAGCAAGUUCGAAUUUUCAGUCACAUGGUACCCUCUUGUCCAAUUUGCCUGUAUCCACCCACUGCAGCAAAAAUUACCCGAUGUGGUCACAUCUAUUGCUGGCCAUGUAUUCUGCAUUAUUUGUCAUUGUCUGACAAAACAUGGAAGAAAUGUCCAAUAUGUUAUGAAGCUGUUCAUCAAAAUGAUUUGAAAAGUGUUGUUGCUAUGGCAACUCAUCAGUAUGCUGUCGGUGAAGAGAUAACGAUGAAAUUGAUGAAGCGAGAGAAAGGUUCCAUCAUUGCUCUCCCUAAGAAUGAGUGGAUAGAAGCAGAGGCUCAGCCAUUCAGUCUGGGUCAAACAAUUGUAAAUGAUGGUUUUGUCAAAUUAUUAGUGGCAGAUCCAAAACAAGUACAGGAACAGAUAAUUGUUUUUGAGAAGACUGCUUUAGAAUGUAAAUUAGCAGACAAAGAUGAGGAAUCUGAACAGUGUUUUAUUGAAUCAGCAUUAUCACUCUUGCAGGAAAGAGAAAAGAUGUUAAUUGGUGAUCAGAAUAUUGUCAAUGUUGCAGGUAUAAAGUUGUGUGAUAAUGCUGAAGAACCUGUUGAUGAUGAAAUUAUCAUGAAGCAUUGGACUAAAAAUCAGGAUGCUAUAGUGUAUGUUUCAGCGUUUGAUGAAGUUGUUGAUGAAACUGCAAUGCAGCCACCUAAACCACCUGUGUCGCAUGACGAACCACCUGUGUCACAUGACGAGCCACCCGUGUCACAUGACAUGCCACCCGUGUCACAUGACGUACCACAGUUAAAUGAUAAUUCUAUUGGUAGAGAUGACAAAUGUGUGGAUGAAAGUGUGCAGGUUAAAUCAUGUGCAUCUGCUGACACUGGACAUGUAUAUUAUUUCUAUCAAGCUGAAGAUGGUCAGCAUUUGUAUCUACAUCCCGUUAAUGUAAGAUGUUUGAUGAGAGAAUAUGGAAGUCUAGCAAAUUGUCCUGAUACAAUCAGUGCUACUAUCUUGGAAACAACAGGAUAUUCUAUGACAGAGGAUUAUAGGAAAAGAUUCCGAUACAUAUGUCACUUGCCAUUGACUUGCGAGUUCACUGUAUGUGAAUUAGCACUGAAACCUCCAAUUGUUUCCAGAAAAACUUUGGAUGAAUUUCUAGGAGAGUUUCAGAGAAGAAAGAAAGUACGAGAUAGGAAAGCCAGAGAUGAGAAAAAACAUGAAAGAAGAAUUCAUUACGAGGAGGAGAAGAAGAAAGGGAAAUUUCCUAAUGCCAACUUGACUUUAGAAAGUAACAGACAGUUUCCAGUAUGUGGUGUGGAUGUUAUGACUGGUGCUAUGUUAACAAACUCUGAUGUCAGUCAGCCUUCUAGCCCUGAUGCUGUGUCAGUGAUAUCUACCAGUUCUGAUUCUUCCCAGUUUGUCUGUGGAAGUCCACAACCAGAUAGUUCUCUAAAUCCCCAUGCAGCUGAAUUUACCCCAGGUUCACCCCCACCUGUAGUUGGUAGUAUUGACAGCUUAGACAGUGCAUCCAGUAUUGGUAGUCCAUCUGAUGGACAAUUACCAAGAUUACCAUCCUUUGCUGAUAUGUUACGUGCUGGUAAAUCUAAAGAUGCUAUUCCAAGAAGAGCGUCAGUGCCAGCUAGAUUAGAUCAUACAGUAUCAGUCACUAAAGGGCAUGGAGACAGUGAAGAUAGUGAUGCUGAAGAACCUAUCGCUGUACCAUUGUAUAAAGACGCAUUUAGUGAUGCUAUACAGAAUGCUAUAGAUAAAGCAACAGUUGACAAAAAAGAGAUGGGUGCCAGCAGUGAUGCAAAGAAAAGCAAGAAAGGAAAGAAAAAGCAGUUACUGUUCUCCACCUCUAUACGCUAUAAAUGAUCAAAUAAUCAAGUUUUCAUCUGAGAAUCAAUUAAGUUCUGUUGAUAGUAACUUGCAAUGAUUUAUUAUAUAUUUUAAACCCAAAACUAAUCUCUCGCUGCCUGAAAAAUUGGGAUUUGAGAAACAGAAUAUUGAAUGAACUUGUACCACACUGAUUCAUAUGACCUUUUUUCCUGGCUUUGUGUUUAAUCUUUAUCUUUUGAGUUUGGUGAUCUCGUAUAAUUUUUUUGUCCAUCUGUUAUUUUUCUGAACAGCAUGCUUUCACCAAUUUUGUUGAAACAAAAAGACAAGACAAAUAAAAGUUUGAUUAUUUCAUGGCAUCAACUGUUUCUUGGACAUGCCAUUUGAUUUUAAUUCAAUUUAAGGUAGAAUGCUACACAAAAGUAAAAAAUUAAAUAAAAAUAUGAAGUCAUCGUACUCAGUUGUGAGCAAAUCUGCAAAU